Molecule: messenger RNA, 1594 nt
Organism: Cryptomeria japonica (Japanese cedar)
Lineage: Eukaryota; Viridiplantae; Streptophyta; Pinopsida; Cupressales; Cupressaceae
Exons: 4
Coding region: 126-1232 (368 amino acids)
Source: RefSeq, a predicted model, not a curated record
UUUCGCGCGACGGUAAACCCCUAAUUUGUACCCUUGCUUGAGCAUGCGCGAUUGCUUCAGGUUCGUGACCUUUUUUCGAACAAGAUUGUUUCUUGAUAUGGAAUUUCUAUUUUGAGAUAUUUAACAUGGCUGAUCAAACUUCUUCUAAUCAGUCUAAUCAUGCGUGUAGAAGUAAUUUGUAUUCUGAAACCAUUCAAAGAUUAGAUAAAGCAUUGCAUUGUUUAGACCAAACUAUACAUAAUACCCCAAAUCAAUCAAAUAGAGAUAGGUUGGUCAGUAUCCGAGACGAGAUUACCCGUAUGAUUGAGAUCGUUCGGUCAUACAACCCUUAUUGUGAUAUUGGCAUUCAACAAUUUUAUGCAUCACUUUCUACAAGUGUUACAGGCAAUGAGAAAUGGUCAUCCAUUAGUAGUAAGGUUUCACUGGGCAUGGUUCAUAGCAUGUUUCCAUUUUAUAUGGGACGAGAUAGAGUACGAGCCUAUUUGGUCACUAGAUGUACAGAUCCAAUUGUGGGUCCACUAAUUUAUUCCAGAUGGUUGGCAGCUCAUCAUAGAUGGCCUCAUAACGAUGAGUUGCCAUUAUAUUUUUGUAAGCAAUUAUAUGCUGAGGUUCAUUUACAUUUAGAUGUUGAUUAUACAUCUAUUCCUAGACAUGCUGGACAUGGGAAAGGGAGGUUAGCUGACAAAGCUCAGUAUAGACGACAAGAUUUACCACCACCCAUAGAUAAAAGGAAAUUAGUUGGCCCAAACCUUUUGUUUCUUCUAAAGCAUUUGAAAUUUGGAGAAACUACAGAAUCAACACACACCCCAUCUAGUUGUGGCAUUUUCAAGAGUAUAGCCACUAUUGCCAAUCAGGUUGAUCAGUUAACAUCUGACACUCUCAGUAGAUAUACAUUGCAUCAUCAGUUUAGUGUUCCUCCCACUGAGGCCACAUCAAAUAACUAUGAUCCUUCCAUUCGUGCUAAUAUAGUAUCACCACAUGAUGUGGCACAAAUGACAGGAGUGGAUGAAUUGCGUAGGUUAUAUAUAUGUCUCUCUCGUGAUCUAAUAGAUGCAUAUCGGUUCAUCAGUGAAGAGUUUGGGAUCCCACUUGAUGCUGUGAAAACACAUAUCAGACGCUAUUCCGAUAGGCAAAGGGGCCUUGGUCAAGCAACUACACAGUGUUCAAGGGGACAUGAAGAUGUUCAAGUUGAUUCCAUAGCACCACCUAAGCAUGUUUCUGAUCAGGUUUAGGCUGAAAUUGAGGUGGCUGAUGGCGUUUUGUAGAGUGUAGGCUUUCAAAAUUUGAAGUAUGCACAGUUUUAAGUACACAGUUUUGUGUCAGGUUCUAGUAUCAAAGUUGCGGUUGGUGCAGAUGUAUAAGAAAUAGAAAUGGAAGGUUAUUUUUUGAAAUGCCUGUGUAUGUCAUUUUUUGAAAUACCUGUGUAUGAGAGUUCCCUGAUGUCGGUAGCUAAGUUGUGGGGGCGCUUGGCUCUCUUCCUGAUACUCUCACUAGAUGUAACAACACUAGUUAAUUCUAUUUGUUUUUAUAUCUGAUACAAGUGUUUAUGGAGUCGGCAAUAGAAAAGUGGGUUUUAGAACAGCUUCCUUGAAAA